Messenger RNA from Astyanax mexicanus (Mexican tetra), 2150 nucleotides. It is a transcript of the gene wdr46, whose product is annotated as WD repeat domain 46. Gene Ontology annotation, cellular component: nucleolus; small-subunit processome; 90S preribosome. Gene Ontology annotation, biological process: maturation of SSU-rRNA from tricistronic rRNA transcript (SSU-rRNA, 5.8S rRNA, LSU-rRNA). Bases 24 to 1820 code for a protein of 598 amino acids. The transcript has 15 exons. The record is from RefSeq and is a predicted model, not a curated record. Gene Ontology annotation, molecular function: protein binding. Lineage: Eukaryota; Metazoa; Chordata; Actinopteri; Characiformes; Acestrorhamphidae.
ACAAAAAGACAUGUACAACAAAGAUGGCGGAGUCCAGUGAGGUGGCGGUGGAGAGAAAACACGUGGAGAACAAAAAAAAGGCUCCUAAGCGUUAUUGGGAAGAAACGCAAAAUGCAACAAAAAAAGUUGAGGCAGAAAAAAGCAGUGAUGAGUCAAAGCAAGAAAACACAGAUAAAGAAAAAGGCAAGCUGACUCAUGAUGAAUGGAGAAAGAAGAAGAAAGAAAGGACUCAUGGAAAGUUCAUUUCAGGGAAAACUGACCCUUUCCCCGGUGAUGCGCCUAUCCCAGAGGAGCGAAUGAAGAAGUUCCAGAGAGGCAAUAAACUUGAAGUGCCUGCAGGAACACGACUGAAGCUAAGAGAAACUCUUACUAGGUCUGAAGCAGGUUCUGACCUGGCUCAGAAUCAGUCUGCACGAUAUGACCUCCUGCUCACUGAGGACGCUGGUUUUCUGGAGGGAGAGGAGGAUGAGGACACAUGCACCAUCUCACAGGAAGACAUAGCAGAAGCUGUGGACAUCACUUCUGGAUCAAAGUACUUUAACUUGCAUCUGACCCAGUUUGGACCAUACAGACUAGAUUACAGCAGGACUGGCAGGCAUUUGUUACUAGGUGGGAGGAGAGGUCAUGUGACUUGCAUAGAAUGGCAGACCAAAAACCUUAUGUGUGAAAUAAACGUAAUGGAGACAGUUCAAGACAUAAAGUGGCUUCACUCAGAGGCCAUGUUUGCAGUGGCUCAGAAGAAAUGGCUGCACAUCUACGACUCCAGCGGUGUGGAGCUGCACUGCAUAAAAAAAUUUAAUGAUGUUCUGCGCAUGCAGUUCCUCCCGUACCACUUCCUCCUGGCCACAGCGAGUGCCACAGGCUUCCUACAGUAUCUGGACGUGUCUGUGGGAAAGGAGGUGGCUGCCAUCCCCACGAGAUGCGGCCGGCUGGAUGUUAUGGCACAGAAUCCGUACAAUGCAGUAAUUCACCUUGGUCACCCCAAUGGCACGGUCACUCUUUGGUCACCCAAUCAGAAAGAGCCUCUUGUUAAAAUGCUGUGUCACCGGGGAGGUGUCCGCUCCCUCACAGUGGACAAAACUGGGACGUACAUGGUGACAUCAGGACUGGACAGGAAGCUGAAGGUUUACGAUAUCAGAGCUUUUAAACCCCUUCAUUCAUUCUUCCUGCCUGCUGGAGCUUCCUGCCUCUCCCUUAGCCAGAGAGGACUGCUCAGUGCUGCUACUGGAGAUAUAGUACAGGUGUACCGGGAUGCUUGUGGAGGUGCUCCAGUGACGAAGCCCUACAUGGCCCAUCGGGUGAGAGGGACAGUGUGGGGUGUUGGGUUUUGCCCCUUUGAGGACGUCCUGGGUGUUGGACAUGCAGAAGGAUUCACCAGUAUGAUAGUGCCAGGUUCUGGUGAGCCUAACUUCGAUGCUCUGGAUAUGAACCCAUACCGCAGCACCAAGCAGAGGCAGGAGUGGGAGGUUAAGGCUCUACUGGAGAAGGUGCAGCCUGAGCUGAUCAGCUUGGACCCGGGAAUGCUGGGUAAAGUGGACAACGCCACCUUUGAGCAGAAACAUAAGGAGAGAGUGGAGGCUGUGGGCUAUGACCCGCUAGCCCACAAGAAGUUCAAGCCCAGAAUGAGAAAGCGAGGCAGAAGCUCAGCCGGUUCUGUGGAGAAGAGGAAGAAUAAAGUUGCCCAUGAGGAUCAAAGGGAUGUGAUUCGGAAAACUGUGGGGGAGAGAAUGGAGAAAGAGAAGAAGAGGAAAGAGAGUGCAAAGGCGCAGCUGAAAGGAGGGGAAUUGUCUGUGUUAGAUAGAUUUAAAAAAGUCGGCUAGCUCUGUGCUAAGAGCAAAACACUGCUGUGGACUUUAACCGUCUGAGGAAAUAGGGACUUUGGUUUAGAAGAAGGAACCCACCUUUAGUUUGCUCAGUUUUUUUUUUUUUUUUUUUUUACACACACACACACACACACACACACACACACACACACACAACUUACUGAGGCGUGGCUUCUAUUAGAAGAUUCAUGAUGCUGUACUCCAAAAGCAGUUCAGAUGUUUGCUCUAUGAGCUGUUCAUAUUGAAAUGUUAAUAAUUUCUGUUUGUAUACUGUACACAACUUGUCUGUACUGGUAAGCAAAAUAAAUGAAUACACAUACCUGAAAA